This is a messenger RNA of Myiozetetes cayanensis, 9017 nucleotides long. RefSeq names its product WD repeat domain 48 (gene WDR48). NCBI's taxonomy places the organism in Eukaryota, Metazoa, Chordata, Aves, Passeriformes, Tyrannidae. Gene Ontology annotation, biological process: protein deubiquitination; double-strand break repair via homologous recombination. The transcript has 19 exons. Gene Ontology annotation, molecular function: ubiquitin binding. The record is from RefSeq and is a predicted model, not a curated record. Bases 37 to 2070 code for a protein of 677 amino acids.
CCGGUCGGACAUGACGCCACAGUGUCAACAUGCAAGAUGGCGGCGCAUCACCGGCAGAACGCGGCGGGGCGCCGCAAAGUGCAGGUCUCCUAUGUGAUUAGAGAUGAGGUGGAGAAGUACAAUCGGAAUGGGGUAAAUGCACUUCAGCUGGAUCCAGCACUGAACAGACUCUUCACAGCAGGCCGGGACUCCAUCAUAAGGAUAUGGAGUGUCAAUCAGCACAAGCAAGAUCCUUAUAUAGCAUCUAUGGAACACCACACAGAUUGGGUAAAUGACAUUGUGCUCUGCUGCAAUGGUAAAACAUUGAUAUCUGCUUCUUCAGAUACUACUGUUAAAGUGUGGAAUGCACAUAAGGGAUUUUGCAUGUCAACACUAAGGACGCAUAAGGAUUAUGUGAAAGCCUUGGCAUAUGCAAAAGACAAGGAGCUGGUAGCAUCUGCUGGGCUGGACAGACAGAUAUUCCUCUGGGAUGUAAAUACUCUAACAGCACUGACUGCCUCAAAUAACACUGUAACAACUUCUUCCCUGAGUGGGAACAAAGACUCAAUCUACAGCCUUGCGAUGAAUCAAAUGGGAACAGUUAUUGUAUCAGGGUCCACUGAAAAGGUUCUAAGGGUGUGGGAUCCAAGAACUUGUGCAAAACUAAUGAAACUCAAAGGGCACACAGACAAUGUGAAAGCUUUGUUGUUGAACAGAGAUGGCACCCAGUGUCUUUCAGGCAGCUCUGAUGGGACUAUCCGCCUGUGGUCGCUUGGGCAGCAGAGAUGCAUAGCCACGUAUCGAGUCCAUGAUGAAGGUGUUUGGGCUCUGCAGGUCAAUGAAGCCUUCACUCAUGUUUAUUCAGGAGGAAGAGACAGGAAGAUUUACUGUACAGAUUUACGAAAUCCUGAUAUCCGUGUGCUUAUCUGUGAAGAAAAAGCACCAGUUCUUAAGAUGGAACUUGAUAGAUCAGCUGAUCCUCCUCCAGCACUUUGGGUUGCAACAACUAAAUCCUCUGUGAAUAAAUGGACUUUGAAGGGAAUUCAUAAUUUUAGAGCAUCAGGAGAUUAUGAUAAUGAUUGUACCAAUCCCAUACCACCCUUGUGCACACAGCCUGACCAAGUUAUAAAAGGGGGUGCUAGUAUUAUUCAGUGCCACAUUCUUAACGACAAGAGACACAUAUUAACCAAAGACACAAAUAAUAAUGUGGCAUACUGGGAUGUCUUGAAGGCAUGUAAAGUUGAAGACCUUGGGAAAGUAGACUUUGAGGAAGAAAUUAAGAAGAGAUUUAAAAUGGUGUAUGUGCCAAACUGGUUCUCAGUGGACUUGAAAACUGGGAUGUUGACAAUUACUUUGGAUGAAAGUGACUGCUUUGCAGCCUGGGUUUCAGCAAAGGAUGCUGGAUUUAGCAGUCCAGAUGGUUCUGAUCCAAAAUUAAACCUCGGAGGGCUUCUGCUGCAAGCACUUCUGGAGUAUUGGCCUAGAACACAUAUCAAUCCAAUGGAUGAAGAAGAAAAUGAGAUGAACCAUGUGAAUGGUGAGCAGGAGAACAGAGUCCAGAAAGGAAAUGGAUACUUCCAAGUCCCACCGCAUACACCAGUUAUUUUUGGUGAGGCUGGAGGACGCACUUUGUUCAGGUUAUUAUGUCGGGAUUCAGGUGGAGAAACCGAGUCUAUGCUUCUUAAUGAAACUGUGCCACAAUGGGUUAUUGACAUCACUGUGGAUAAAAAUAUGCCCAAGUUCAAUAAGAUUCCCUUCUACCUCCAACCUCAUUCAUCAUCGGGGGCAAAAACUCUAAAAAAAGACCGACUGUCAGCAAGUGACAUGCUUCAGGUGAGGAAAGUGAUGGAACACGUGUAUGAGAAAAUCAUAAACUUGGAUAAUGAGUCUCAGACAACCAGCUCUUCCAACAAUGAAAAAACAGGAGAACAAGAAAAAGAGGAGGACAUCGCUGUGCUAGCAGAGGAGAAGAUUGAACUUCUGUGCCAGGACCAGGUUUUGGAUCCGAAUAUGGACCUUCGAACUGUAAAACACUUCAUUUGGAAGAGUGGAGGGGACCUGACGCUUCACUAUCGCCAGAAAUCAACGUGAGGGGAGCACGGACCCAAGCGGUUCAUUAUUUACUUGACCAUACUGUACUGGUUCCAAGAGUAGUGCUAUAGGAGCCCACUGAAACCCUAAGGUAGAUGAGACUGCUAAUCACCCAGUAUGGACAGGAAGUAUGCAUUUAAUUGAAGUGACUAAUAGAUCUGUAACAUAGAGGAAAAAGAAAUCCAUAUGACUUAAACUAAAGUCUGUCCUCCUCUCAGUCAGUGAGAUGGGAAGUCCCUGAGUGGUUCGUGUUGUGUGAGGUGUACAGAGAGUGGAUGAUAACCCAGUGCAGACUUUUGCUUCCUCCUUUUUGCUUUCUUUUUUUUUUUUUUUUUUUUUCCAGAACGUAAUAUACUCAUCUGCUCAUGCUCAACAUGAAACUGGUUUGGCCAUAUUAGUUGCUGUGUUCACAAUGUAAUUCAGACUUGCACACAAGGUAUUUUUAGUACAUUCCAUUCAUAAAGUUCCAGCAAUGAUUUCUCACAGGUUACUCAAAGAUUUCUGCCACUAAAAGAAAUUUGGAAAAUUAAAAACAAAACAAAAAAAAACCCCAGAAAAUACAUAUUGUAUUGUAUUCAUACUUGAAUGAAUUGGCCCAAUUAAUUGUAAAAGAAGGGUUAACUUUAGAAUUGUUUUAAUGGCUUUAGAGAGCCUUUGAUGUGCAAGAUAAAACACUAGAAAAAUAUCAGAGCAGGGUGAGUCUAAUGAUGCUGUGCAUCAUUAUGGAGUGAAGAUGCUUUGCAGCAACUUAGAGAUUUUUUUUUAAAUAUAUAUAACUACUUCCUGCACUGUGUCCUAGGCGUUCUAAAGACACAUUAGUCUAAUUUUUGGUAACUGUGCUCCAAAUCUAUGUGACAUUUUGUUAAGACUUCAAACCAUUCUGAAUAUAACUUAAUAUGUUUAAUGUUAAACUUUAGAAACUUCUGUGCAGAUUUCAUACUCAUGAGAUAAAAAUACUGAUUUUUCUUUUCCGAAGUUUUAUAUGCAGUUGUUCUUUUGUUAUAGAUUUAUGCAGAUCUUGUUUUCCCUGCUGUUUCUAAAAAUAUGUGACUGUCAUAGGCUCAUGGUAAUCUUUUAUAGAGGUUUAACUUAUUGGGGGGAGGGGGGGGUAAAGGCAUUUCAGCUUUUUGUGAGAAAAUGUGGGGAUAUCCCAGAAAACCAUUAAUAGCCAGAACAAAUUACAAAUCCUUGUAGAGAAAUGGUGUAAAAAUGACUCUUGUCUGAAGCAGAAGCACAAGUGCCUUCAAGGGGCAGUAUAUUAUUGGAGUUUCUUCAGGAGACAUAUGCUCUUGCCCUUCCUGUAUCUUGCUAUCAAGAUUUAGGUUGAGGCCUAAAAAAAGUCCCAAUAAAUUAUAUUACUGGGAUUGUAUUGGUCAAACAAGAGGUAGAAUAUUUUUCAUUGUGUUUUAUUUGAAAAAAUAGUCAAAUCCUUCCCUUCUGCACUCUUAACCCAUCAAAACAAACUCAUUGCUUGGAGACAAACCAUGGUUCAGAACUAAGCUAACAUGUCAUUUUCCCUGUUUUUUGAGAGUCAGUUUCAGUUUUUAAUCCCCAUUUCUGUGUGUGCUUAGUUUGACACAGUUGUGCUAUAACUGCACACUUUUAGCGCUACUUGUGAAUUAAAUGGUUAAACAGAACUGUAACUUUUAUUGAUAAAUUGUCCUGACUUGUAUUUAUUAAUAUCAAGGGUCUAUGCUUAUUCCAAUAGGCACUGUUUAAGUUUGGGUUUGUUUCCUCGUUGUCUUCCUGUCCUAUUGUGUACAUUGGAGUUACUCCCAGAAAUUUUCUUUUAAGCCAGCCAAGGUUGUAAUUUUUCUUCUCUUUUUUUUUUUUUUUUUCUUUCUAACCAUCCUGAAACAAAGUAACAGGAAAGAUUGACAGAAGAGUCUGCAAUGCCAGAAGGGUAAACGAUGUUUCACAGUUGUAUAGAAUAAAAGGCUUUAGUUAAAAUAUUUUCAAGUCGUUUUGUGUACCAGAUUAAUGAUGCAACUUUGGAGCUUUGAUCUUUGCUGUUGAAUGUCACAAAGGGCUUCAGAGUCCUUUGAAGCCUCAAAUAACGGAACGGCUGAAGAAAUGGCAGUGCCUUAGCAAAAUCACAUGAAGAUGAUCCUAUAAUAUACUAUGGUUGAAUGUAAGAGUUUAGGAGGUGUGCUGACCUUCAGGUGUGAGCUCUGAGCUCCUACUGAGGUGCAGAAUGUGCUCAGGUAAUGCUGAUCACCUGGGCAGCGCUGCUUUUGCACCAUGGAAGUAGUUUGUGCUAACAAGUGACUCAUGCCAGCUGGUGCUGAGUUGUCUGGAUGUGGAAAGGUUGUAUCCCUCUAAGAGGAACAUGGGAAACCAAGGCUGGGUUCCUUGAUGCUUAUAAAGCCAGGACAGGAUACUCAAAGCGUUUGCCGUGGGGGUUGUUAGCGGGGCUGCUCUGGCAGAGAAUGUCCUCCCAGAGACUCCCAGCAUCUGACUUUGAUGGAGUAUAAAGUGAGAGGAGGGUGUUUUUUUUUUUUUUUGCUACUCCCUUUUCUGUCACCUUUUCUGGAGUUGUGCUGUCUGUAAGAGUCCUGAAGGCAGCAGCAGGAGAGCUUUGAGUUCAUAUGAGAGUCGCAGCUCCUGGGCACAUUGUGAACAGAGAGAGUUCCAGUUUACCAGAAUCACAGAAAAGGCCACUGAUUUGUAGAAGUUAUUUUAAUUUCCGAGUUCAUGAUGGGAAGGAGUUGCAAAUCUAGUACUUAGUAGUGUAACCUGUCUCCUAGAAAAGCAUUUAAUUUGUCUAUGACAGACAAUUUUUUAUUUUCUUCAGGUGAGGAGGUGCUGAGAGCAAGAGCUUGGCUCAGUAUUUGGCAGUUGAAGUGCAAGUAUCAUUUUAAAAAGAGAACUACUUGAAGGAUUUAGAAUUAACUUUUAGAAAGAUUUAAAAUAUACUCAAAAUAAGCCCUAGGCAGAGAGGUUGUGAAGUCACUCUGAGAUGAAUUGGUGUGGAGGUGCCAAGGAAGGGGAGAGAAUGCAUUGGCCGGAGGUGAAGGCUCGCAGUGACUGUCAUCAAGACCAGUGCAUCACACCAAGGUAUUAUUUUUCCUUUUUGAUUCAAACUUUAUCCCCAGAAAUUUAUUGAACUUGAUAUUUGGCAUCAGUCUUUAAGCAGAUGAUCUAACACUGUACAUGGGCUGGUGGCUCCCGAAUAGAGGUGGGUGAAGUCACCUCCCAGCUGGAUAACAGAGCUGCUGGGAGCACAUGCACACUUAAAAAUCAAGAAUAUGGGUCGACUGAAAGUUUCCUGGGCUGUGGUGGGUUUUUUUUCUGCAGAGGUAGUGACUAGAGACUGAGUGGGACAUGCCUGAUCUCUCUCUGAGGAUAUUGUGAUGCUGUUAUAGCCAUCUUUUUGGGGGGACUAUGAGGGCUUGUUUACUUUUUGUAGGUUAGAACUGUAACUUAAAGCAAGCAAUUGCUUUGAAAUUCUGUUACAGCAGAACCACCCCCAGAUAGUGUUUGCUUAAGGCAAAAGCCAGUGGGGAGGAUGUGUGGGCAUUAGAGGCAGCACCCAGGAAAUGGAACAGAUUAUCCCAGUCGAGUCAAUGCAGUGAGUGAACCUGUAGCUGCUUUCACUUAAAAGCCGGAGGCAGUGGUGCCUGUUCUUGUGAAACUGCUUGGAGGUGAAAAUAUUUGCCCAGUUUUGGGGGAAGAUGGAGAAUGCAUCUGGAAGUGUAUGAGCGCACCAGUACACAAGUGGUGUGAUCUCUGCUUAGCAUUGCAGAGAUCUGUUUUCCUGCAGCAUUGCUGAGUUACAUCUCAGAGAAAUUCAGCCAAGUGUGGCAACUUGGAUGAGCAGCCUCUGCACAGAGCCUAGAGCAGUACAGCAGGAGGUUCAGUAGAUCUGUGAUCAUUCCCAGUACAGGUUUAUGCUGCCCAAAGUUCCCAUCAAUCAAGUAAUUACUUGAGAGGGGAGGGAUUGGCCCAGCAUGCUCAAGAUAACCUUGCUUGGGGCAGGGCUUGACCAAGUGUCUCCGGGCUUUGCUGAGCAGAGUUGUAGUAUCCAGGCGGGUGGAGAUCCCCCAGCCUUGGAGGGCCCAUCCAGGAUCAGCCCACAUCAAUCCCAGGUGUCCUGGCUCCUUGGGGUAGGCAGGGCCAUGGCUCCCUGGAGAUGGGCUUUGCCCUAAUCCCUGCUGCAGUACUUGAGCUCCUGGGAGCCUCUUUGGAUUAAACAUCUGCCAGGCUCAUGUCCUCAGGCUCAGCUUUUAAUAUGAGGGAGCAGCCCAGGUCUGGAAGCUGAUCCUGUUGUGUCUGGCCAUACAAACCCCUGAGUGCUCCGAGGUGAGCUCCUCCUCCUUUAUUUUGCCCUCCUUGUGAUGCUGCCAAGAAAGUCUGUCCUGUGUCUUCAGAAGAACUGCUGUCGGGUUUAGAGAUGCCCUCAAAGUUUACAGUGGGAGAAAGGUCAUAUCCAGCUCUUACUUACCUGGAAACAGAUGUUUGGGACAGCACAGGGUUGAUUGGCUGUUUGGUUUUGGCUCUGAAUCUUCAGGUGUUUCUCCCACUCUUUUUAGGUUUUAUUUUGAAACUAAGAAAUUCUAACCAUCUUCUACCCACAAGUAGGAGUACUGCCUACCUACCUUCAGCAGUGAGGUAGCAUCCAAAUUAUCAAGAGUAAAGGAAUUUGAUGAGGAGGUUGAACUCUUCAUCUCAUUUAGCAUUUGAAUGAUCAAGUUUGAGGUUAGGAGAACCCAACAUCACUCUGCCUAAGGCUUAACCCAAGGGAUUUGGUUUUCCAAAUCUCUUCCAAGAACCAGUUAACACACAGACUAAGUUUAAGCCAUUUAUUAUGGUGACAUUGAAAUCUAGAACAAGUUUUGACAUUCUCUGCUCUUAAAUUUCUGAAGGGUGUUAAUGGUACAGCAUCAUUUAAGUGAGCUACUACCAGCUUAAAAACAGUUUUGAGAAAGGUGGAAGACUAGAAACAAGUCCUAAAGAAACAAAACCAGUAAAACAGAUCACCUAGAUGUCUUCAGACAUCAGGCUACAAGAUCAAACAAACUCAGUAAUAGUUUAAAUUACAUUUAUUUUUAGUGUUUGGCUGUUCACCCUUGUAACAGUCAGGUGGGGAAAGAAAAGAGGAAAUUUAUUUUAGCAAUACAGGAAAUAAGAUCAGUUUGCAAUUAACAGACCAUUUAGCAGACUAGAGUCCAAAUCUCUCAGUUCUACUGCCUGCAGUUAGGGCUCAAUACAUUCUUUAAAGCAACAGGUAUUUUGACAAUCCUGUUCAGACCUACUGUACUUGCAUUAUUUCAGACUAACAACAGAGAUGAAGGAGUACCAAGGACAGAUUUUAUGCUAGGGUGGACUCAGCUGAAGAACUCCUGUUCUGUGACUUCACCUGCACCCUUUGGGUGAAGCUGAGCUGUCACAGGCACAUCUGUAUGACCCUGAGUCCCCCCUCCUGCCCCAGGACCAGAUUUCAGCCCCAGCAUUUCUCAUGUACCGAUCUGCACAGUGCAGAAACAGCAGGGGACAGGGCAGGGAAAUCAGGCAAUACUGUGCUAAAUAAUGUACUUCAGUGUUUGGCUACAACACCACCCAUCUCUUAAUUCAGGAAGGGGUUUCACCACAGUAACUGUGUUAUUCCCUAUCCCUUUGACAUUCCAUGAUAAAUCACUGCCCUGAGGGUUACAGAACCACACUCCUUUCAUUGUUCAUGUCAUGUUUGCUGCUACAUUCAGAAUCUGUUUGAAGACAAGUGCAAACAAAAAAGCUGCAAAAACCAGUUGAUGUUGCUGCACAACAGCCCCAUGUCUUAAAACUUACAACAACUUGUAUAAAAAUAGAAAUGAGUCAAUAGAAAAGCACAACUAAAGAAAAGCUAUUUCUCAGUCAUUACAGAAGCCAAGACGUUCAGCUCCACUGAAAAGGUUCAUCACCCCACCUUAAACAUCAUUUUCACUUCCAUUCGUUUCAAAUAACCAUCAUCAUUCCCUCCCCUGCUUCAUUUCUUAUUUAAGUGUGAGGCCACCACCUGGUCCACAGAAGAGCAGAAGGGAAGGGCAGGACCCACCACGAUUCUGUCCCAUCUCUGUGCUGCAACUUCAAACCACAUGGAACUUCCUUUACUGAGGAAGUAGUUGUAGCAAAGGUGACUGUUACAGAGAAGGGAUUAAAACAAGAAAAAAAUAACAGUUUGAGGAGUAUUAAGUAGGAAUAAAAGUGUCCUGGGGUAAGAAAUGCCUUGCAAAUCACAAGAACUGUCUAGCCAAGGAGUACCAUUAGAAAAGCUUUCUAACAAAUCAAAACUAUAAAUAUUUUUUUUUAAUGCCAUCAAACAUACUGAUAAAAUCAUCACUAAGUGUCACUGUUCAGGCAUAGGGCCUUCAUAAAUACAUUCAGGAGCAGUUGUAGGCAAAUGUGAAUUCUGGAACUUGACAUUUUGCCAGUGUCCAACUUGUUUCUGCAUUAAUUUCUCCAUUAAUUUGGAGAUUUUUGGACAGCAUUUGAAGUUUGAACACAGAUCAAUCCAUUAAACAGUGAUUGGAAAAUACAACAGGAUAUGUUCUUCAUGUGAUUUCUUUUCUAGUAUUGUCUACACUAACAAAAUAGAGUAACUGUAAUUCUUUCAAGAUCAGAAAAAUAUUCCAAGCUGCAGCAGUGCAGCAUUUGACAGUCUGUAAACACGAGCAGGGUCCAUUUCACUCAGGAUCUUGUGCAGCUGCUGCUUCUUUCUGUUCAGCUGCUGCUUCUUCCUCUGGUUUCUCUGGAGCAGUGGUUAAUGAGCUCUCAGUGCUGUUCACAAGCAGCUUUGAUUCUUGGUUAUCAGGAUCAGUUCCUAGUGUUGUUUUUGAAGAAAUUUCAUGAGGAAGAGGAAAAGAAGGUAAAGGUGGAAUUGAAGGCAGUAGAUCAUCCAGCUCUGGCUGCUUGACUGAGCCUUCAGAAUACAGGGUUAUAUCUUGAGGGUCCAAAGCUGUGGCAUUUUC